Molecule: messenger RNA, 1905 nt
Organism: Brettanomyces nanus
Lineage: Eukaryota; Fungi; Ascomycota; Pichiomycetes; Pichiales; Pichiaceae
Exons: 2
Coding region: 1-1905 (634 amino acids)
Biological process (GO): microtubule-based movement
Molecular function (GO): ATP binding; microtubule binding; microtubule motor activity
Source: RefSeq, a predicted model, not a curated record
AUGAUGCGGCCCAGUUCUUCUAUGGCCAAUAUGGGAAAGGCAUAUGGCAACCUGAAGAGGUAUACGCCCUCCAGAGUGACAAGUGGUGGUUCGCUAUUACGAAGAAGAGCAUCUAGUGCGAAUUUAAGCAGUCCUUCCCGAUCUGUUUCACGUCUUUCUAGAAGACCAUCCAGUUCGAUGAGUAGUAUAUCGUCGUCAGGUUCAUCUUCGGGCGAUACCAACAAUAAUAAUAACAGUGUCAAUUAUACGGGAACAAUCCAGGUGGCCGUGAGACCGAGACCUUUGCAAAGUAGUAGAAGUAUGUGGAUGAUCAAUCCGGAGGCUAAUUGUGUUUAUAAUAGAGACGCUGGAGAGUUCUUCUACGACAGUGUUUUCACCCCGGAAAUAGACAAUACUACGGUUUAUACAAAAUCUGUUGAACCCGUGGUUUCAAAGUGUCUUGAAGGUUUUAAUGCAACCGUUUUUGCUUACGGUAUGACUGGUUCCGGUAAGACAUAUUCGAUGCAAGGUAAUCUUGGUCAGAUAGGAUUGAUUGAUCUGUGUGUAAAGCAAAUCUUUCGUCAUUUCGAUAUCACAUCUCAGAAAGGUGCACAGAACAAAGUUACCUGCUCCUAUUUAGAGAUCUACAACGAAAAGUUGUACGAUUUACUAAAUCCUGAAACUGGAAUGAGAUUUGGGAGGCUGUCUUCAUUGGGUAUGCAUUCUUCUGGGAACUCUAAGGAAGCUUUAAGGAUCCGUGAUGAUCCUCUAUAUGGUGUUAAAGUUGUUGGUCUCAAAGAGGUGGAUGUUUCUAAUGCAAGCUCGCUUUUACGUGUAAUAAGAAGGGGUGAAUCUCUUCGUACAACAGGAGGAACGGAUUACAAUGAACGUUCUUCUCGUUCUCAUGCCAUUGUUUUAAUUCACCUUUUCACAAAAAAUGCCCCCGAUUCGCCCGAGACCGUAUCUACCUUAUGUCUGUGUGAUUUGGCUGGUUCGGAAAAGGCUGCUCGUCAGUUGGAGAGACGUCAAGAAGGUUCAUAUAUCAAUAAGUCUCUUCUUGCCCUUGGAACGGUGAUUGCCAAGUUAUCACAGGGCUCUUCUUUCCAUAUUCCUUAUAGAGACUCAAAACUUACACGGUUACUUCAGCCAUCCCUCAGCGGUAACUCCAUUAUCUCUGUUCUUUGCACCAUACAUUUAUCUUCACAGACUUUCGGAGAGACUGUUAAUACACUACGGUUUGCAUCUCGCGCAAAGAAUGUUGCAUACAAUGUGAAGAGAAUUCAGAAUGUCAAAAGCGGAUAUGCAGAUAAGUAUGUGGAGAAUCUAAUCAAGGAGAACGAGAAACUACACGGGGAAAUUAAGCAAAUAAAGGACGAACAGGUGACAAAGGAAGAACUACCAAGUAGUUUUGGAAAGAAUAAGGAGCAGAUGGCAGAAUUGGUUGCAGAGAACAAGAUUUUAAGUGAGCAAUUGGAACAUCAGAAGAGAUUGAACGAGGAAACGGUAAUGGAACAAGUUAUGAACAAUAAUGAAAGUCUUCAAAAGCUUAUUCAGAUUCAAAUACAGUAUCAGAUUCCAGAUUCCAGGUUUGAACAGGCUGUUUUAGGACUUGAACAGUUUGGUAAGACAACGAUGAUGAAAAUGGAGGAGAUGAAGUCUUACAUUCUGCAUCUUGAGCACAAGUUGAGUGAGAAAGAAUAUAACGAAGCAAUGAAAGGAAAGGAGGAUGAAGAGGUAGCUGGUAAGAUGGAAAUUGAACAGCUCAAGCGCGCAUUAAAGAGUAAAGAGAUUAUAAUCAAAGCACUAAAGUCGACUAAGGCUAUGAGAGAGAUGUUUAAAGAACCAAGGCAGAUCAACAACGAAAUCGAAAACAGAGCUGCUGGCGGAUAUCUCAAGACCAUUGAUAGUAAUGUUCAGGUUCCAUAA